AUGGGGAAUGCCAAGAGCAGCGCCGUUUCCAAGGAGAUCCUGGAAGACCUGAAGCUCAGCACCAAGUUCACUGAGACGGAGAUCACCCAGUGGUACGAGAGCUUCCAGAAGUCGUGUCCCUCUGGACGUAUCACGCCCAAGGAGUUCGAGGUCAUCUACAGCCGCUUCUUCCCCGAGAGCAACGCCCAGACUUACGCGCAGCACGUCUUCCGUUCCUUCGACACCAACGACGACGGCACUCUGGACUUCAAGGAGUACAUAAUUGCGCUGCACCUGACGUCCACGGGCAAGACCACCAGGAAGCUGGAGUGGGCCUUCUCGCUGUUCGACAUGGACAAGAACGGAUACAUCACCAAGUCGGAAGUGACCGAGAUCUGCAGCGCUAUUUUCAAGCUAAUUCCCAAGGAUGAACAAGCUGAGCUGCCCAAUGACGAGAACACACCGGAGAAGAGGGCCAACAAACUCUGGACAUUCUUUGAGAAAGAAGACAAUGAGCGAGUUGCAGAAGGAGAGUUCAUCAAGGGUGUGAUGGACAAUGAGGAUGCGCUUCGCCUCAUUCAAUAUGAACCUGCCAACAAGUAA
This is a messenger RNA of Oncorhynchus masou masou (cherry salmon), 582 nucleotides long. Its product is annotated as visinin-like. The transcript has 3 exons. The record is from RefSeq and is a predicted model, not a curated record. NCBI's taxonomy places the organism in Eukaryota, Metazoa, Chordata, Actinopteri, Salmoniformes, Salmonidae. Gene Ontology annotation, molecular function: calcium ion binding. The coding region runs from base 1 to 582 and encodes 193 amino acids.